This is a messenger RNA of Pantherophis guttatus, 1524 nucleotides long. The record is from RefSeq and is a predicted model, not a curated record. Lineage: Eukaryota; Metazoa; Chordata; Lepidosauria; Squamata; Colubridae.
AUGACUGGGCUGCCUCUCCUGCUGCUGUUGCUUUUCUGGCUCCUGCCUCCAACUUCUACUAAGAAGAUGGAAGCUGGGUGUGUGUUGACAAACCCUUACCAGAUUCAGGAAGACUAUUACAGGCCUGGUGAUUUCAUUAUUGGUGGGAAUUUGUUCAUGAAUACCAUUAUUUCCUCCACCAUCCUAGACUUUACAAAGGACCCAUACCGGAUUCCAGUUAAUAUUUUAUUCCUGUCCAAGAACUACCAGCAGUUCUUGACCUUCAUGUUUGCAGUCGCAGAGCUCAAUGAGGAUUUGGUUCUCCUUCCCAACAUCACACUUGGCUUCCAUAUUUAUAAUAAUGGGCAGGCAGACUUGUCGGUAUCCUUAAAGAGCCUCUCUCUCCUCUCCACAAGAGGCCAAAGUAUCCCAGGUUAUAAAUGUGACAGGCAGGACUCUCUGCUCUCUGUCAUUGGUGGUCUCAGUGCCAAAUCCUCAAGGCAGAUGGCCUCCAUCUUCAGCACCUUCAAGGUUCCACAGAGGUGCCAGGCAGGAGAAAGGAGAAGCGUUCCAGAGGGCGAGCAGGUUUGCUGCUACCAAUGUAACCCUUGUCCAGAAGGGUCCAUUUCUAAUCAGACAGAUGCAUCAGAAUGUGACCCCUGCCCAGAAGACCAAUAUCCCAACAAAGACAAGUACCGGUGCAUUGCCAAGAAGCUCCACUUCCUUGCCUAUGAAGACAGCCUGGGAUACACUUUAGUCUCUCUCACACUGUUUCUCUCUGUAAUCACUUCUGCAGUUCUGGUGAUUUUCCUUAAGCAUCGCAAUACACCAAUCGUCAAGGCCAACAACCGAGAUCUCACCUACAUCCUCCUGGUCUCCCUCCUGCUCUGCUUCCUCUGCUCUUUCCUCUUCAUUGGUCAACCAGGGAAGGUCACCUGUCUCUUACAACAAUCUGCCUUUGCCAUUCUCUUUUCCCUUGCAGUUUCCGCUGUGUUGGCAAAAACGGUCAUGGUGGUUCUGGCCUUCAUGGCCACCAAGCCAGGGAACAGCACCAGGAAACUCUUAGGAAAGCCAUUGACCAACUCCAUUGUCUUAGGCUGUCCCCUUGUCCAAGUACUUCUUUGUGCCCUCUGGAUUGUAACCUCUCCCCCAUUUCCCAACUUCGACUUUCACUCCUUGUUUGGAGAGAUCAUCUUGGAAUGCAAGGAAGGCUCAGCUUUAAUGUUUUAUACUGUCCUUGCCUACCUGGGUUUUUUGGCUUUCAUCAGUUUCACGGUGGCCUUUCUGGCUAGGAAAUUGCCUGAUAGUUUUAAUGAAGCCAAAUUCAUCACUUUCAGCAUGCUGGUCUUUUGCAGCGUUUGGAUCUCCUUCCUCCCCACCUACCUGAGCACCAAAGGGAAGUCCAUGGUGGCCGUGGAGAUCUUCUCCAUUUUGGCCUCUGGGGCUGGUCUCUUGGCUUGCAUCUUUUUCCCCAAAUGCUACAUUAUCCUAUUCAGGCCCCAUCUGAAUUGUAGAGAAAAUAUGAUAAGAAACAAGAAUUCCUAA